AUGAUCAAUGACAGAUUACAAUCACACGGCCUGAGUCGACCGAGCGUCUCUCACCACGGCCCAAUCAUGGUGAAGAUCGACAGGAUGGGACGUGCGAAGCGCUACAAUAGAGACCAGUUACUGGAUAUUCUCGAGAAUCAGUGUCCAGAAGCCUUUGCAAAAUUCCCAAAGGCAGACUCAUUCGUCUUCACCAACACUGAUGACGGGUUGAGUAUACUAUCUAUCGCGUCGUCUAUAUCGCUUGGGAUCACUGCCGACAGCCUUACCGCGCGCGUGCUGGUUGAAACGAAGAAAGGUGGACCUUUGAAGCUGGGAGAUAAGGCCUGGGUGGAAAUCCUUGGUCCUUGCAAGCCCUGGUUACACGUACGCACGAUUAAUGGCGGAUAUGUGCACCCAGCAAGCCAUCGUUAUGUUCGCUGUGAUGGGGUAUUCGGCACACUCAUGGACACAGCCGAAGUCUACGCCUGGGGCGAUAACAUGAAGACAAUCGUGAGUUUCGCCUUCGUCUACGCUGGAAAGCGAGAUACAUACGGGGAUUUUGACAACGGUAAUGGCCUGCCGAUAUUGGUGAAGACUCUGGAAGACAUCGCAGCAUACGAUGAGAUCAUUGAGAACAAGAGAAACGACAGCCAUCUACCAAUCGAAGAGAAGGAGAAGUGA
Pyrenophora tritici-repentis Pt-1C-BFP is the source of this 660-nucleotide messenger RNA. RefSeq lists its product as uncharacterized. The record is from RefSeq and is a predicted model, not a curated record. Lineage: Eukaryota; Fungi; Ascomycota; Dothideomycetes; Pleosporales; Pleosporaceae.